UUUAGCUCGGAUUUGCGGAAGUCCGUGCGGAAUCCGUGCGGACGCUGCGGAACUUGCGGACGCAUGCGGAACUUGGCAGUAUUUAUCUGAAAAUGCAUUGAAAUGACUCAACCGACAUAUUUUUGGAAAGGGGAGAGUGCGAGGAUCAUCAUUGUGUACUCACUUUUUGAUUUUGAGGCCUUUUUAUUGGAUAACUUUACUUUGUUUGAUUUUGUAACGUCGACGCGGCGGGCAACAUGCUGUGCGCCCGAGAAACUCAUUAAAAUCAUUACGAUGGCACUGGAAAGGGUCAGACCGCUAUAUUUUUGGAAAUGAGGAGGCCGAAGGAGUGCAACAAAACGAAAAUAGGGAUUCCACAAGAACUCCAGUUUGAAUAGAAGCCGUUUGAAACGUAAUGUUGUGAAAAUAUCGGCUGCACCGAUGAAUUUUUCAUACUCCACCAAGAGAGCUUCUUAGAUAUGAGAAAUUCGUCAGCGCAGCCGAUGUUUUCACAACACAUGUUGCCCGCCGCCUCGACUUUACAAAGUCAAACAAAGCACAUUUAUCCAAUAAUAAGGCCUCAAAAUCAAAAAAGAAAUACUGCCAAGUUCCGCAUGCGUCCGCAAGUUCCGCAGCGUCCGCACGGGUUCCGCACGGACUUCCGCAAAUCCGAGCUAAACUGGACACACCCGCGGCCGGCGAAGACGCGGACACGCCGCCGCUUAGUCCUAAAGUCCCAAUUUGGGCUCGAGACAAGCUGCGCCAAUGACUUGCCCUUCAACAGAGGAGUCCGUCGGCUCUGUCGUAUGUGUGAUUUGGGUCCGAUUGAAGGACUACGGAUCUUAUGUCUUAUGUCCGACUGA
This is a messenger RNA of Thrips palmi, 842 nucleotides long. RefSeq lists its product as uncharacterized. Bases 459 to 842 code for a protein of 127 amino acids. The transcript has 4 exons. The record is from RefSeq and is a predicted model, not a curated record. NCBI's taxonomy places the organism in Eukaryota, Metazoa, Arthropoda, Insecta, Thysanoptera, Thripidae.